UCUCCCUCCCUUUCUCCCUCUCACUUCUCUGUUCAGUCGUUCCUCUCUGCAAAAGGCUUUCUAUUUCUCAGCAGGACCAGCAGGAACCUGCCUAAUCCUGUCAUUUACCCUUCACAGUAUCUACACUCCUGUUACCUUACUUUCAGAGAAGCAAUUUCCAGAUAAGCAGUGAAGGAAAGAAGAACACAGGAGAAUAGGAAGUGUUGCAAAGAAGAGUCUAAUUCUUUAUACUGGAUUACAUUUUGUAGGGUCCACUGUGUGCCACAGCUACAGCAGCUGGAAAUUAUUUACAGCCAAGAGCCAGAGCUGGAAAUUACAACGAUUCUUCUUCGCCAGUAGGUGGCAGUAAUUGUGGUAGUCACCAUAUGUCAAGCAGCCAUAAAGUCUCGAGCAAACAGCUAUGCGUUCCCGCAGCAACAGCCUGGAGAAUGUUCUGGAAGUUAAGUCAUCUCAAGUGCGAGCUCGUUCCUGGCAACAAACAUCAGAGCCCUUGUUCACCAGUCGAGGGACUGAUCAGCCACGUCAAAAAGAACCCCUGGACAACCAAGGCAGGAUACAGCGCAACCACAAGAGCAGCAGUGGGCACAGCUGGCACAAAGAUAGGACAACAGAAUCUGGGAAGGGCAGGGACCUCUCCCGUGAUGACCUUCUCUUCCUGCUUAGCAUGCUGGAGGGAGAGCUGCAGGCCAGAGAUGAGGUGAUCACAGUGUUAAAAGCAGAUAAGAUUGAUCUGGCUCUACUGGAGGCCCAGUAUGGUUUCGUCACCCCUCAAAAAGUGCUUCAGGCUCUGCAGAGAGACACCAUACAAGGCAAGGGCUGCAGCUGGCAGGAAGACAUCUAUGAGAAGCCCAUGGCAGAGUUGGACAAAUUGGCGGAGAAGCAGAGAGAGACAUACAGACGUAUGCUGGAGCAGCUGCUUCUGGUAGAGCAGGCACACAAACAGGCACUCUGCAGGCUGGAAGAUGAGAAGCACAAUCACAGCGAGUUCAUGAAGAAGAGUGAUGAGUUCACCAAUCUGCUGGAACAGGAGAGGGAGAGACUGAAGCUGCUCAUUGAUCAAGAAAAGGCCUAUCAGGAGCGAAGAGAGGAAGAGAAUAAUAGGAAGGUCACCAAUCUUAAGGACGAGCUGACUAAGCUGAAGUCUUUUGCUCUGCUAGUUGUUGAUGAGCAGCAGCGCCUGACAGAACAGUUGGCACAGCAGACAGCCAAGGUUCAGGAGCUACAGACUUCUGCCACAAAAGGUCAAGAGGAGCUAAACUCUGCUAAUAUUCGGGCACAAGAGGAGGAAGGCAAAGUCCUGCGCUUAGAGGCUGAAUUGCGUGACCAAGCCAGUCGGUUCCACCAGGAACAGGAAGCCAUGACUGCCAAACUGACUAAUGAGGACAGCCAGAACCGACAGCUGCGUCAAAAACUAUCUACACUUAGUCGUCAGCUGGAUGAACUUGAAGAGACAAACAAGACCCUCCGAAGGGCAGAAGAAGAGCUGCAGGAGCUGAGGGAUAAAAUUAGCCGUGGGGAGUGUGGAAACUCCAGCCUAGUGUCAGAAGUGGAAGAAUUGAGGAAAAGAGUACUAGAAAUGGAAGGAAAAGAUGAGGAGUUGAUCAAGAUGGAGGAUUUGUGCAGGGACCUCAAUAGGAAGCUAGAGAAGGAGUCCAACCAAGGUCAUAGCCUGAAAGCAGAAGUGGACAAGCUGAACCACAGAAUUAUGGAGCUUGAAAAAUUAGAAGAUGCUUUUGGGAAGAGCAAGCAGGACUGCAGCUCUCUCAAAUACAAGCUAGAGAAGGAGCGUACAAUAACUAAACAUAUGUGCAAUGAACUAGAUGUUCUAAGAGUUCGGAUCAAAGAGCUAGAAGCUACUGAGAGUCAAAUGGAGAAGACUGAGUUGGUGCUGAAAGAAGAUCUUACAAAGCUGAAAACACUGACAGUAAUGCUUGUGGAUGAGAGGAAAACCUUGGCAGAGAAACUGAAACAAAUGGAAGACAAGGUGCAAAGCAGCACAGGCCAACUCCAGGCAGAACAAGAUAAAGUCACAUCAGUGACUGAAAAGCUGAUUGAAGAGAGUAAGAAGGCCUUACGGUCCAAAGCAGAGCUAGAGGAAAAGAUGUGCAUUGCCACCAAGGAAAGGGAUGAGCUCAGGACCAAGCUGAAAACUGAAGAGGAGAAAAACAGUGACCUUCAAUCCAAAGUCAAUAUGAUGAAGAAGAGACUUCAGUCCUUGGAGACUGUUGAAAGGGAGUUUUUGAGGAACAAAGCUAAAGACGAAAAGAUAAAAAUCACAAACCGCUUCCACCAGGAAGACAACAAAUUGAAAGAUUUGACACAGGAGGUGGAACGUCUCAGAAGGAAGCUGAAGGAGAUGAAAAUGGUUGAAGAUGAUCUACUGAAGACAGGGGAUGAGUUUGAAUCCUUGGAAAAAAGGUAUUCCAAUGAACAUGAACGAGCAAAAUUACUGAUGGAAGAACUGGAGAUUUCAAGGAAGGAACUUUCCAAAUACCGACUAGCUGAGAAAGAAGAAUCCAACCAAGAACAAAUUCUUUACAAGCGUCUGAAAGAGGAAGAAGCCAAAUCAAGUCAUCUGACCAGAGAAGUAGAAGCACUGAAGGAAAAGAUACACGAGUACAUGGGCACAGAAGAGUCCAUAUGCCGUAUGAAAACAGACCAUGUGACUUUGCAAAGGAAACUUACCCAGCAGGAAGUCAAAAACAAAGAACUGGCAAGAGAGAUGGACACUUUAACAAGAGAGCUGGAGAGAUACCGUCGCUUCAGUAAAAGCCUCCGGCCUGGCAUGAAUGGGAGACGCUUCUCAGAUCUACAAGUCUCUACAAAGGAGGUUCAGACAGACCCAACAGACAACCUUCCUUCUAAUUACAAGAGCCUUGAUCCAUUGGAACGAGCCGUGGUGAAUGGGAAGUUGUAUGAGGAGAGUGAUCUGGAAGAAGAACCCAAUUAUAAUGAGAUUAAUUUUACUAAAUGUAACCCCUCACUUAUAAACAGUGUAAACAACCUGCAGAACAGUAUGAGGCGAGUGAGAGGUCCCUUUUUAAAGAGCAAUCAGCAGCCAAUUAAUGGCAAAGUGCAACAAAACCAGAACGGAACUCAUGUUCAGCAAGGGGAUGUGGUCCUUGCUCACAGUUCAGGCCAACCUCUUCACAUCAAGGUAACACCAGACCAUGGCCAUAACACAGCUACUCUAGCAAUCACAAGCCCUACUACAGAGAACAUCCAGUCCUACACCAGUACAGCAGUUAUCCCAACCAGUGGAGGCCCACCAAAACAAAGAAUCACCAUCAUCCAGAAUGCUUCAGUCUCUCCACACAACAAAACCAAGGGCUGUUCUUCUACAGAAGGCCCCUGCACACCUGACAGAUCAGUGUCACCUCUUACUGUGACAGCUUAUUCCCAAACAAUAACCCCUGACUUCUCUGGUUCAGUGAUACAAGACAGAGCCAUGUCUCCUAUUCAGAUAGUCUCUGUCAGAACAGGAACCCCUGACAGGCCACCAACUGGAGAGCUCGUAGAGGUCUCAGCUGAUCACACUGUUGUCCGUGUAACACCAGAGAGACAAAAUGGCUGGCAACUACAGAGGUCCAAUAGCUCAGGCCCGAAUGUCAUCACCACUGAAGACAACAAAAUCCACAUUCAUUUAGGCAACUCCUACAUACAAGCUAUAAAUAGUGUUUCUCCACCCAUCAGCCCUUGCUAUUCCUCUGGGCAGGAGCAAAGAACUCCAGUAUUAUCCAAUGGUACUCCAGUUAAGGGCAACAACAAAAUCACUAGUAGCAUCCUGAUAAAGCCCACUUCCUCCCCAGUCCCACGAUCCUCACAAAUUACAAUACCUCUAGAAGAAUUCCGACAAUCUGGCCCCACCAGGAUACCAAAACCUAAAGCCUGCAACACACAAAAAGGGACAAAUGGCACAGCCAUGCCAGAAAAAAACAAAGGAGCAGCACAGUCCCCACUCAACUCCGAGAACAGCAUGUCCAACAACCAUCACAUGAUGAACCUCCCUACAAAGUCAUGAGUGCGCAGAUUCAAAUCUAUCUCCUUUAGGGGGAGAAAGUGAAAAGAACUUUUGAAUCUUUUUGAAUCAACUGAAUCAAGUUGUCUUUGUUUUUGUUGCUAAUAGUGAUAAAGCGUGCAUGGGAUAUCCCAUUCACUUGUGAACUUAGUAUUUCUUUUUAUGUUUUUGGCGAGAAUCCACUGAGAUGGGUCUUGAAGGUGCUUCCCGCACCAAGAUAACAAUGAAUGUUUGUCUCUGUGGCACAAUGUCUACAUUCAGUCAUUAAUAUAAUCAGUGCAAUCAUGCAUAACCAAUAAUAAAAUCCCUAACAUUCACAUGUAAAGAAAAUUUUAAAAAUCACAUAGCCUAGUAGGCUAGUCAAAUAGCCUAUGUAAUAGUAGAAGUAGGCACUUAAUUACAUAUUUGACAGGCUUAAUAGUACAACUGACACAGUUAGAUGCAUUGCUUUUUUGAUAAAGGAUGUAUUAAAAUCAAAAGUAUUACAUAAUGUUUGAUUUAUCUUGACAAACUGUUUUAUUUAGUUGUUAAUAAAAAUUGUUUUUAUAUUUCA
Colossoma macropomum (tambaqui) is the source of this 4571-nucleotide messenger RNA. RefSeq names its product filamin A interacting protein 1-like (gene filip1l). The transcript has 7 exons. The record is from RefSeq and is a predicted model, not a curated record. The coding region runs from base 401 to 4021 and encodes 1206 amino acids. Lineage: Eukaryota; Metazoa; Chordata; Actinopteri; Characiformes; Serrasalmidae.